This is a messenger RNA of Limulus polyphemus (Atlantic horseshoe crab), 2694 nucleotides long. RefSeq names its product selenide, water dikinase-like. Gene Ontology annotation, biological process: L-selenocysteine biosynthetic process. Gene Ontology annotation, cellular component: cytoplasm. Gene Ontology annotation, molecular function: selenide, water dikinase activity; ATP binding. NCBI's taxonomy places the organism in Eukaryota, Metazoa, Arthropoda, Merostomata, Xiphosura, Limulidae. The record is from RefSeq and is a predicted model, not a curated record. The transcript is spliced from 7 exons.
AUUCACAUAAGAACAGUCACUGUCUCUUCAACCUUAACAAACAGCAGCCAUAUUGAAGUGAAAGAGAGGACGAAGGGCUAAACUGAGUUGGCUUCAGGGGUCGAAUUACAAUCUUCGGUUCUCAAUAAUUUAUAAUUUUCUUGUGUCAUUUGCUAUGGGAACUCCACAACAAGUAGCAAUUGCAGCAGCAGAGCUUGAAGUUGGAGCAAAUUCAACAAUUCUUGCCAUACGGCGACCUUUCGACCCAGUUGCUCAUGAUUUAGACUCUGCGUUUCGGCUCACCAAGUUUGCUGAUUUGAAAGGAUGAGGGUGUAAAGUCCCUCAGGAGGUUCUGCUCAAACUCUUAGAGGGACUUCAACAGGACGGCGAUGGUGAUGCCGAACAAGCCCAAUAUAUGCACGUGGCCAUUCCUAGAAUUGGAAUUGGCAUGGACUGCAGCGUUACCCCCUUAAGACAUGGUGGAUUAUCUUUAGUACAGACAACUGAUUUCUUUUAUCCUCUUGUGGAAGAUCCAUACAUCAUGGGCAAGAUUGCCUGUGCCAAUGUUGUUAGUGACCUAUAUGCUAUGGGAGUGACAGAAUGUGAUAACAUGUUAAUGCUGUUAGGUGUGAGUACCAAACUGUCAGAAAAAGAGAGAGAUGUUGUUGUUCCUCUUAUGAUGAGAGGUUUCAAAGAUUGUGCCUAUGAAGCUGGUUGCAAUGUUACGGGUGGUCAGUCUGUGUUGAAUCCUUGGCUUACAAUAGGUGGUGUUGCUACAAGUGUUUGUCAGCCAAAUGAGUUUAUUAUCCCUAAUGAUGCAGUAAUUGGAGAUGUACUUGUGCUUACCAAGCCUUUAGGCACCCAAGUAGCUGUUAAUGCUUACCAGUGGCUUGAACAACAGGACAGGUGGAAUAGAAUCAAACUUGUGGUGAGUGAGGAAGAUGUACGAAAAGCUUACCAGCGAGCUAUGGACAGCAUGGCAAGGUUGAAUAGAACAAGUGCUAGGCUCAUGCAUAAAUAUAAUGCUCAUGGUGCAACAGAUGUCACUGGUUUUGGUCUGCUAGGUCAUGCUCAGAAUCUUGCUAAAGUACAGAAAAAUGAAGUCUCUUUUGUGAUCCAUAACCUUCCCAUCAUCGCUAAGAUGGCAGCUGUUGCUAAAGCUUGUGGUAACAUGUUCCAAUUACUUCAAGGGCAUUCUGCCGAAACAUCAGGUGGUCUUUUGAUCUGCUUACCCAGAGAACAAGCUGCUGCUUAUUGCAAAGACAUUGAAAAAACUGAAGGAUAUCAAGCAUGGAUCAUUGGAAUAGUAGAAAAGGGAAAUCGAACAGCACGUAUUAUUGAUAAGCCAAGAGUCAUCGAAGUUCCUUCUAAAGAAAAAGAUGGAGAGCUAUGGUAGCAUUUUUACCCAAUUGUGUACAUUAAAGACUGUUGUGGGAGCAAAGUUUUUUUCAUUCCAUGCCAAGAUGUUUUUGCAUGUAUGGUUGUCCCUUUGUGUUUCAGACUGUUUAGGAAACUACUUUGUAAUAUGUAUCUCCGUACUGAUUACAAUAUUUGAUAGAUCGUGUGUCAGUCAAUAACUUUUCAUUCUGCUUAAAGGCCAUAGAAAUGAAUUUGGUUACAGGUGAACCUGAAUUGGGCAGCAGGUGUCAUCUAGUAGCUAUCAUUAUCAGCCUUUGUGACAGAGCUAAUCUUGCUUCUUUUGAUCACAUAAUGAUUCUGUUCUGGGAAUUCUCAUUUUGAGAACCAUAAUAGAUGAGGACUAGUGGUUCAGAUGUUGUAAGAAAGUUAUUGACAUCUUGCUUCUGAUAAUGUAUAGGUCAUUGUGAGAAGCUAGAAAAUGAAGAGUAUUAAAAUGUAUUGCUUUUUUCUUACAUUUUUGUUAGUAGUUUAGUGAAAAUGAUUUCAUGCAAUACAAAUUUUAUAAAUUGACCAAAUAUUGGUACUAAAUAAAUGCUUUAUAAAAUGUAUAUGGUCUGUUUAUCUAAACUAAGUAUUUCAGUGUACAUUUCAUUGCAUAUUUUCUGUUGGAAGAAAUAUUGUUAAAAUGGGGAAAAAUUAUAUGCUGCAUAGUUCCAAAAUGCCUCAGCCUAUAUAUAUGAAACUGGGUAUACUUGUAUGAUUUCAACAUUUUAGCAUGUUUUACUUUUACUGGAAAAUUAAAAAUUUACAUUAUCACUAGAAAAAAAGCUUAAUUAGUCCUCAAGUAGUGUUACAGAUCAAAGUUAUUUAAAAAGCCUACUGAUACGAAGACAUAGGAAAUAUUAAAAGCUGCUCAAAAAAAAUCUUUCAAUCUGGUAACACCAUAAAUCGUUUAAGGAUAUAAUUUCUAUAACAUAAUGAGAGAUAGACCUACAGGUAUAUAUAUAAAAUGAAAUUUAUGUAUAACAAAGGAGGAAAUAAUUACUGUAAAAACUGUAUGGACACUACAUGGUGCCAUUGCACUGAAAAUCUUAAGCUAGCAUGCCUGCAGCCUAACUUUAAAUAUAAAUAUUACAAUGUAUUUAUAUGCAGUAAACCUUGAGAUCUAAGAUUCAUUAAACUUUGAAUUAUAAGUAAACAAGAGAACCUUUAAAAGUGAAGAUUGUGUGAGGGGAUAGUGGUAGUGCAGGUUAGGAAAAUCUUCAACUAAAUUAAUGCAACUAAUAAAGAAGGUAUUUUUAUUGUCACCGUUAAAAAAUGUAAAGAACUGAAAUAUUAAAAUUUUUCGUCUUAUGA